AUGAAGAUCUCGAAAGAGGAAAAUAAACCAGAGGACUGGCAUUUCGUUGGUCGUGUGUCUGCUUUCUCAGACAUUGGCCAGGAUGAAAAAAGCUGCCGAGUUUUUGACCAAGUACUUGUGUUCAAAUAUAAGGGAUUUCUGCACGCAAUCGAUAAUGUCUGUCCAAAUACCUUACAAUGUCCCCAUUCUGCAUUCCCGUUAAAACAAGGCAACAUUUUCGAUAUUGAAGAUCUCGGGGCUGGAAUUAGAUGCUUUAGGCAUGGAUGGAGGUUUGACCUCUUCACUGGAAAGGGAGACCGGGGUAGCCACAAACUUAGUUUAUGGGACAUUGAGUUGCGGGAUCCUCCAUCGCUUGAAACCGAUGAGGUCCCUGACAGUACAGACAAGGAGGUGUGGGUCCGAAGACCACCACAGACCUGA
Penicillium waksmanii is the source of this 420-nucleotide messenger RNA. Its product is annotated as Rieske (2Fe-2S) protein. The transcript is spliced from 3 exons. Bases 1 to 420 code for a protein of 139 amino acids. The record is from RefSeq and is a predicted model, not a curated record. NCBI's taxonomy places the organism in Eukaryota, Fungi, Ascomycota, Eurotiomycetes, Eurotiales, Aspergillaceae. Gene Ontology annotation, molecular function: 2 iron, 2 sulfur cluster binding.